This is a messenger RNA of Hemibagrus wyckioides, 2940 nucleotides long. It is a transcript of the gene acsl5, whose product is annotated as acyl-CoA synthetase long chain family member 5. NCBI's taxonomy places the organism in Eukaryota, Metazoa, Chordata, Actinopteri, Siluriformes, Bagridae. The record is from RefSeq and is a predicted model, not a curated record. Bases 1 to 2052 code for a protein of 683 amino acids. Gene Ontology annotation, molecular function: arachidonate-CoA ligase activity. Gene Ontology annotation, biological process: long-chain fatty acid metabolic process. The transcript is spliced from 20 exons. Gene Ontology annotation, cellular component: membrane; endoplasmic reticulum; mitochondrion.
AUGGAGUUCUUAUUUGAGUUUCUAUUCUCUCCAUUGCCCACCUCGGCACUGGUGUUCUUGUUUGGGCUCGGGGCAGUCGCCCUGACUUAUCUCAACAGCAGGCCCAAGCCCCUGAGGCCGCCUGUCGAUCUGAACAGACAGACUGUGGGCAUUGCGGGUGGAGCCAGGAAGAGUGCAAUACUAAAAGAUGACAACUUAAUAUCCUAUUCACACGAGGAUGCUAAAACUCUGUAUGAGGUUUUCCAAAGGGGAUUACAUGCCUCAGGAAAUGGGCCUUGUUUGGGGCACCGAAAGCCUGGGAAGCCAUAUCAAUGGCUGAAAUACAAACAGGUUUCGGAUAGGGCUGAGUACUUGGGCUCUGCACUGCUCCAUAGAGGAUUGGAGCCUUCGCCAAAAUCAUUCAUUGGCAUCUUUGCUCAAAACCGACCAGAGUGGAUUAUCUCUGAAUUGGCCUGCUAUACUUAUUCCAUGGUGGCAGUUCCUCUGUAUGAUACGCUUGGUCCUGAGGCACUUGUCUUCAUCAUUAACAGAGCCAACAUCUCUACAGUACUUUGUGACAAGCAGGACAAAGUGGAGACUCUUCUUGAUAACUGUGAAAAACAUCUUACCCCUGUGCUCAAAACUAUCAUUGUUAUGGACCCAUUUGAUGCUGCAGUAACAGAACGAGCAUCCAAGUGUGAAGUGGAAGUAUUGAGUCUAAAGGAUGUGGAGGCUCUGGGGAAAAGUAAUCAUCGGAGGCCAAUUCCACCGAAGCCAGAAGACUUGAGUAUUGUGUGCUUUACCAGUGGAACUACUGGUGAUCCAAAGGGAGCCAUGUUAACUCAUGAAAAUGUAGUGGCAGAUGCUGCUAGCUUUGUUAAAAGCUUUGAGAGUGCCUUCACAGCACUUUCCUCUGAUGUGUUGAUCUCGUUCCUGCCACUGGCUCACAUGUUUGAGAGAGUCGUGCAGACAGUGCUGUACAGUGUGGGUGGAAGGGUAGGCUUCUUCCAAGGAGACAUCAAACUGCUUCCCGAUGACAUGAAAACCCUGAAGCCCACAGUUUUCCCAGUCGUCCCACGCCUUCUCAAUCGCGUAUAUGACAAGAUUCAAAGUGGGGCCCAGACUCCAUUCAAGAAAUGGCUCCUGAACUUUGCGGUUGAAAGGAAACAUGCAGAGGUGAAGCAGGGCAUCAUAAGAAACAACAGCAUAUGGGACAAGCUCAUCUUUCACAAAGUGCAGGAAAGUCUUGGGGGAUCUGUUCGGGUGAUGGUGACAGGUGCUGCUCCUAUUUCACCUGCUGUGCUUAGAUUCCUCAGAGCAUGCCUUGGUUGCCAGAUAUUUGAGGCAUAUGGCCAAACCGAGUGCACAGCUGGCUGCACCAUUUCUCUGCCUGGGGACUGGACAGCUGGACAUGUUGGAGUCCCUGUUCCAUGUAACAUAGUCAAACUAGUAGACGUGGAGGAGAUGAACUAUUUCGCAUCGAAUAAUGAAGGAGAGGUUUGUAUAAAAGGGAAGAACGUAUUCUGUGGAUAUCUGAACGAUCCAGAGAGGACAGCUGAGGCACUCGACCAAGAUGGAUGGCUGCAUACUGGAGACAUUGGCAAAUGGCUUCCGAAUGGAGUUUUGAAGAUCAUCGACAGAAAGAAGAACAUUUUCAAACUGGCCCAAGGCGAGUACAUUGCUCCAGAAAAGAUCGAGAAUGUCUAUGUUCGAUGCGGUACAGUCGCUCAAGUAUUUGUUCAUGGGGACAGUCUACAGUCCUGCUUAGUGGCCAUUGUGGUGCCCGAUGCUGAGACACUACCCAGCUUGGCUGAGAAGCUUGGAGUUAAGGGUUCAUUUGAGCAACUAUGUAAAAACCAGCAAAUUAAGAAAGCUAUCCUCUCUGACCUUGUAAAGCUGGGGCGUGAAGCAGGACUCAAAUCCUUUGAACAAGUGAAAGACCUGCAUCUCCACCCUGAUCAGUUCACUAUAGAGAACGGCCUUCUUACUCCAACGCUUAAAGCUAAAAGAGGUGACCUCAGCAAGUUCUUCAAAAACGAGAUUGAAAGUCUUUACGCUAAACUGCAGGGAUGAAGCAACAAAAGCCAUACAGAUCACAGUAGGUCUCUGUGACCUACUGACCAACUCAGAGUACCAAAGGAAUGCACACCAUUGUGCUUUGGUGUGGGGCACAAGGUAUAGAGAUAUUUACAGUGUUGGUUUUAUAGAAGACUUCAGCCUUUGUGUCCAUUAAGCCUUGUUAUAUGCUCAAAUGUACAUAUUAAAAGAAUACUCCAUUUUCAACAUCAUCUGUACACACUGCAACUGUACUACACUUGAGACUGCCAAUGGACUAUAAUUUCAUUAUGUCUCCUUAUUCCUAGAAUAGAAAUUAAAACGGCUGAAGCUCAGUUGGAAUAGAAGCUUAAGGGCAGUUGGUGAAUUUUGUCAAUAAAUGUGAAAAGUGCACUGAUCAGCCAUAACAUUAUGAGCAGUGAGAGGUGAAGUGAAUAACACUGUUUAUCUCCUCAUCAUGGCACCUGUUAGUGGGUGGGAUAUAUUAGGCAGCAAGUGAACAUUUCGUCCUCAAAGUUGAUGUAUUAGAAGCAGGAAAAAUGGGCAAAUGUAAGGAUUUGAGCGAGUUUGACAAGGGCCAAAUUGUGAUGGCUAGACGACUGGAUCAGAACAUCUCCAAAACUACAGCUCUUGUGGGGUGUUCCCAGUCUGCAGUGGUCAGUAUCUAUCAAAAGUAUCCUUUUCACGGGUCCAGUUGAGUCCAUGGCUCGAUGGAUCUGGGCUGUUUUGGCAGCAAAUUGGAACCCACACAAUUUUAAGCAGGUAGCCAUAAUGUUAUGCCUAAUCGGUGUAUAACACAAAUACAAAAGUCUGUCACAGUCUAAGUCAUAUCUAGAGAUAUAAAGAUAUCUGAAAAACAUUGUAUAAUUGGCAUAGUUUAUUCCAAAAUUCCUAUACUGAUGAAAA